This is a messenger RNA of Polyodon spathula (Mississippi paddlefish), 2744 nucleotides long. RefSeq names its product adhesion G-protein coupled receptor F3-like. NCBI's taxonomy places the organism in Eukaryota, Metazoa, Chordata, Actinopteri, Acipenseriformes, Polyodontidae. Gene Ontology annotation, cellular component: membrane. Gene Ontology annotation, molecular function: G protein-coupled receptor activity. The record is from RefSeq and is a predicted model, not a curated record. The coding region runs from base 667 to 2175 and encodes 502 amino acids. The transcript has 4 exons. Gene Ontology annotation, biological process: cell surface receptor signaling pathway; G protein-coupled receptor signaling pathway.
UAGAAGGUCUUGGAAACCCGAAAGAAGUUGUCAGUAAUUUGUUAACAGACCUUGCAAAGACUGAAAAUACAAUUACACAGGUGUCAGCUGCAGCCUUUAAUGCAUCAUUGAAUGUUCUGACACUAAUAACUUCUGCUUCAAUGAAGACAAAUUCCACAUUUUCAGGGGGGGUUUUGGAAGUAAGUCUUUCCCUUUUACUGAAACCUAUAAAUACAGGCAUAAUAAUUUCAGCGACAAAUGCUUUGACUAGCUCUUUCUCAAUGUCUUCAGCGCUUUGGGAUGCCUUGGCAUGAAAGGCGUUAUACAAAAUAAAUUGAAUUGAUUGAAUGUUGAAAUGAAUUCAGAUUCACAUACUUACUGUAUGUCGACUCCCUCAUUGAUAAAGUGUGAAUGUUCUCUUAAUGAUACUAUGUGAUAUAAUGGUAUGGCAUGAUCUUUUUUUUUUUAUCUAAAAUGCCUCUCACAGUCAAUUAGUCCACUUGAGCUAAUAUUAUUUUUAUAAAAUCCAAUAUCGGAAUAUAGCAACGUUAAUGUCUGUAUCACCUGCUGGAUUUAUUAUUUUCAUGUUACCCGUAUAAAUAACUCACUCAUUUUGAAUUAAUAAAAACAAUCUCUUUGUUGGUAUGGUGCAUGUUGUGCAAUGGCUAACUAUGAUUUUCUUACCUCAUGCAGGAAUAUGUUGGUAGAGCAAACAGUCUCUUAGACUCUUCUUUGACAAAAACAUGGAAUGAAUCUACUAAUAAAGCUUCCACAUUCCUUCAGUCUAUCGAAAACUUUACAAAGCUGGCAUAUGCAAAAAAUGACUCAUUUCUUAAAACAUUUAAAAAUGUUCAGUUGGUAUGCAAGCCUAUACUAGCAGAUGCUAUAACAGAAAUACAAUCCUCACAUGCGGCUGUCCAAAUGAACAUUAAAAUAAACUCCCCAAAUGCCACAAUUUCUACCUUAACAUUUUUUUCUUUAAAUUCAAUUUUACCCCAAAAUACAAUGGAAAACUAUGAUGUUAACAGUGUAAUUCAAUCCAUCACAUUAGUAGAUGCAGAACCACAAACAGUAGAAAUGCAAUUUCAAUUGGACAAUGAAACAAGUUCAAAGUAUAAGAUGAUGAUAUGUGUUUACUGGGAUUUCAAAGCAAAUGAUGGAAGCGGAGGAUGGUCCAGUGAAGGCUGCCGAUGGGACAGACAUAAUUCAAACUCAACCACUUCAUCUUGUGUUUGUGACCACUUAACAUCUUUCUCUGUGCUAAUGUCAAAAUACCCUAUCAGUUUACCUUGGCUUGAAGAAAUUGGUUAUGUUGGAGUGGGUGUGUCCAUUUGUUCUCUUAUGCUCUGUCUCAUAAUUGAAUUCUUAGUAUGGAAUUCAGUAGUUAAGUCAAACAUCUCCCAUUUUCGACACACAGCCCUGGUAAACAUUUCUUUGUCUCUGCUUAUUGCAGACUGCUGCUUUGUGUCUGCUUCUUUCCAAGGUGGCAGGGGUAGUAAACUCUGUCUAGCUCUAGCAAUCUCCAUGCACAUUUCAUUCUUAGCGAUGUUUUUUUGGAUGCUCUGUCAAAGCAUGAUGCUCCUUCACCAAAUUAUUUUCCUCUUUCAACAACUGAGAAAGAGAAUUUACCUAUCUUUUUCAUUUGCUCUUGGCUACUUAGGCCCAAUAUGCACUGUGAUUGGAACAUACAUGUCAAAUCCUGAUAAAUACUAUAGUCAAGACUCCUGCUGGCUAACGUAUGAAGGGGGAAUGAAUGGAUCUAUUUUUGCUUUUGUUCUACCUGUUGGAAUCAUUGUUAUCAUCAAUACUUUUACUUUGAUUGUGGUCAUUUUAAAGCUGUUGAGACCUUCUGUAUCAGAAGGAGAUAAAGCAGAUGACAAGGAAGCUGUGAAAAAUAUAAUGAAAGCAGUUAUUAUCCUGACUCCAGUAUUUGGAUUAACAUGGGCUCUGGGAUUCCUUACUAUGAUAUUUGACCUGCCUGAGACAUUUGGAGCUAAAGCAGUUCACUACUUAUUUUCUGUAUUGAACUCAUUCCAGGGCCUUCUUAUUUUGAUAACUGGGUGCUUUACAGAGAAAAAGGUGCGAGAUGCCCUUUUGAAACGGGUGAACUCUGUGAUUAGAAAUUGGAAGAACCUGGAAUGCAAUAUCGGGCCCUCUUUACAAGGAUAUUUAAAUAAGUCAAUGGUUUAUUAUUAAAAUAAAAGUUGUUAUGAAUGAAACUCUUCUAGGCUGUUGUUAAAAAAGCGAACAGCAGCCUAGAGUAGUGAUGUAUGCUGCAAAUGUGCUGUAGUCAUUGUUGCUACCUUGUUUAGAAACUCAUCAUUUUUAAGCAUUAGAAAAGCAUCUGUUCCGACAUUUGUAAACAAACAAAUAAUAAAUCUUACUUGUUUCAAUUGUUUUUCAGUUCAGACUCAUUAGUAAUUAGCCUCAGUUUACAAUUUGUGUACAAACUCAUACAUAAAAAUACAUGAAUUCAAACAGCUCUUGUAGAAACUACUCCGGGUUGCACAAAUCCAACAAAUUUAUACAGAAGGUUUUUUGUGGGUCUCUGUAUUUUCCAUAAUGGACAACUAGAAAGGGGAGUAGCCAGCUGCACAGAUAAUAUGUGAAGUGAGCAAUUUGCCAGCUUUGGAAAACCAAGCCCUCUUUUACUGAAUAUAAAUUGGAAAGCAAAAGUAGCAGGAACAAUCUGUAACAUUGGUGAAAAACUGCUUAACAAAAGGGAGAAUGAAUUUUCAAUUUGUUUUAAUUUUUUGUUUUUUACA